This is a messenger RNA of Vanessa atalanta (red admiral), 1530 nucleotides long. RefSeq lists its product as uncharacterized. The transcript is spliced from 5 exons. Gene Ontology annotation, biological process: inner mitochondrial membrane organization. Bases 13 to 567 code for a protein of 184 amino acids. The record is from RefSeq and is a predicted model, not a curated record. NCBI's taxonomy places the organism in Eukaryota, Metazoa, Arthropoda, Insecta, Lepidoptera, Nymphalidae. Gene Ontology annotation, cellular component: MICOS complex.
CACAAUUUUGAAAUGGGCAGCAAUCAAUCAACCAGAGCAACACAUUUCCACCGUCACGAAGCAGGUAAAGCCAUGGAGGACGUAUCGGAAGACCAUCACAUCAAUAUUUCUAAUAAAAUGGUUGAAAGGCUUGUGGAAGACGCUGCUAUAACAAAUGACGCGGGCGCUAGUUCUUUGAACGCGAAAGGGGAUUAUAAGGAGAAGAUAUUCAUUGAGAAGCUGAGGUGUAUGGAUGAUAAGCACACUGAGAGAUGCGGUUUAACGGUGGAAGAAUUAAACGCCUUGGUGACGCGUUUAGAAAUGCGAACAUCUCACAUAUCGAAAGAAGACCCAAUCUGCGAAGAUUUAAAGGAUAAAAUCAUUGAUUGCUAUGACAUGACAGCUCCCUCAGAUAUUGUUAAAUGCUGGAAUAUUGUUGGGGCUUUUACUCAGUGCGUGCAAGAUGCCAGCUCGAAGAGGCUCGAGGCGCGGUCGGCGCGAGAGGCGCGCGCGACGGCGCAGCGCACCCGGCGCGUGGCGCGCGCACGUGCACACCUCGCCUCGCACGACGACCUUACCGACGACUGACAUAUCAUAAUCUCAGUAUCGCAAAUAAGUGCUAUCGAAUCACCGAAUGGAAAUAGAGACAUUUAUUGGACAGUGUGCUGCAGAAACGUACCAACCUACAGAAUAAAAAAAUUAAAGUUAUUAAAUAAAAAAGUUAUGAUAUGACUUUAAAUAAUAUAUAAUAUCCACAAACAACUAUUUCUGCACAACACGAUUCAAUCAUAAAAUAUAAAUCAUAAUAUCAGGUACCAUAAGCUAAUUACAUUGUAGAUACAUACUUAUAUGAUUUGUUUCCACUGUUAUAACGUAUGUUUGUCGAUAGAUGUAUUCUUAAGAACUAACACAAUAGGCAGAAAUAUGUCACUAUUAUCUGUUUUAUGAUUGGAGGUUCAAAUGUCCGCGGAUUGGAAGGAUUUAAUUUAAUAAAAUAACAAAAAUAUUCCCUUUACCCCUCCCCUAUAAGAAACGUACAUACUACAAUACUUUAAUAUUAAAUUUAAUUUAAUUUACUUGUUAUAAGCUGAUGACGACACAAAAAUAAAUAUAUAAUUAUAUUUUAUACUUUAGAGUCCUCAAUAGUAAAAAAACCCUACUAAUAGAGAGGGCCCCUCUAUUGUGCGGUUUGACCUUCCCUCGCAUUUUAACGUUGAAUUUGAACGCUGCUUCGAGUUUUAUAAAGCAAAAAGUUACUAUAAUAAAGUUAUUUAAUUACAAAUACAAAUCACAAGCUCUGUUCGUUUGUUAAUAAUAUAUAUUUCCGCCUACUGUAUUAUUUUACUUAAUCAUUCGUAAAAAUGUAUUUUUAGUACUUAAAUAAAGUGUAUUAAUUUUUAUAAUGUACUUUAUCUCUUUAUAUUUGAUUGUUAAUCGAAGAGCUAAAUAUGCGGUAUUUUCCGCGCAGAGAACGAUUUUAAAAUUUACAUUUUUGUUUAUUACUUAAUCAUAAAUUGAUGAAUAAAAAGAUCGUGGAGAUGGAGAUGACUU